GAAAAAAAUAAUAAAAAAAAAUUAUAUUUUUGAAAUCGAAUAUGAUAUUCAAAUAUAUUGGAUUAGUUUAUGUUGUACUUGUACGGUAAAGAAAGGUCACGGUGAGUGUCAUGCGGUGCGUAGCGAUUUGUUCGAGUAAAUAAAACAUGAGUCGACUCUCCUCACGGCAACAGUGGCGGCUAAGGAGAGGUCCUGAUCGUGCUUACGAGCUCUAAAGUGCUAGUGUUGUGGUAUUACAUGUGCCGUGUUAACAAGGAUUAUUAUUAAAUUAUCAAAAUAUGAGGUAUCCAAAUGCAGCACUACCAACGAUAUGGCUACUGCUAACUAUCGUUUUACCAACAAGAACACAGAACGCAAAUCCAGUUUCUUCAUUCAUGCAAUUUCUAAGAGAAGGCACAAACCAUCUUGACAGUGAACCACCCGACCAAAAUAAUAUGCUAACAGAAUAUGACUUCAUAGUCGUUGGAGCAGGAACCGCGGGCUGUGUACUAGCCAAUAGACUCACAGAAAUACCCGACUGGAAAGUGUUACUAGUCGAAGCUGGUAACAAUGAAAACUUCGUUAUGGAUAUACCAAUUUUAGCAAACUAUCUACAAUUCACCACUGCGAAUUGGGGUUAUAAAACGAAACCGUCGAGCAAAUAUUGUGCCGGAUUUGAGAAUCAGCAAUGCAACUGGCCACGUGGUAAAGUAGUCGGUGGAUCGAGUGUACUCAAUUACAUGAUAUACACGAGAGGAGCCUCCAACGAUUACAAUAAAUGGGAACAAAUGGGUAACAGAGGUUGGGGAUGGGACGACGUUCUACCAUAUUUAAAAAAAGUAGAAAACUUUAAUAUACCAUCACUAGAUGAUCCUAAUUACCAUGGACACGAUGGAUUUCUUAAUGUUGAAUACUCUCCAUAUCGUACAACUAAAUCAAAAGCAUGGGUGAAAGGAGCACAAGAAAUGGGCUUCAAAUACGGGGACUACAAUGGCGCCAACCCAUCAGGAGUGUCAUUCUUACAACUGUCUAUGAAAAACGGCACACGACAUAGUUCAAGUAGAGCAUACUUACAUCCUAUUAAUAAAAGAAACAACCUUCACGUGUCUAAAAAUAGUAUGGUGACGAAACUCAUUUUCGACAAAACAAAAAGUAAAGUAAUCGGCAUCGAAAUGGAAAAACGUAACAGAAAAUACAAAAUUUUAGCAAAGAAAGAGGUUAUCUUGUCUGCUGGGGCCAUCAAUUCGCCACAGCUGUUAAUGUUGUCAGGAAUUGGCCCUAAGAAACAUUUAGAAGCUAUGAAUAUUCCCGUUGUAAAAGAUUUACCAGUUGGAUAUAAUUUGAUGGAUCAUAUAGCUGCUGGCGGAGUCCAGUUUAUGGUUAAUAAACAAAAUUUCAGUCUAAACACGGAGUACAUCUUGAAUCAUUUAGAUUUAGUAUUUAAAUGGAUGAGGACGCAUACAGGACCACUAUCGAUUCCUGGCGGCUGUGAAGCACUUGUAUUCAUGGAUUUAAAAGACAAAUUCAAUUCCACCAGCUGGCCUGACAUGGAACUUCUCUUCAUUAGCGGCGGAUUAAACGCAGAUCCGUUGUUAAGAAAGAACUUCGGCUUCGAUGAGGAGAUCUACAUGGAUACGUACGCAGCUUUAGAAAAACACGAUGUAUUUAUGGUUUUCCCGAUGUUAAUGCGACCUAAAUCGAAGGGCAGAGUUAUGUUAUCGAGCAGAAACCCUAAAGCUCAUCCGACUUUGAUACCGAAUUACUUUGAGUAUCCAGAAGAUCUGCAGAAGAUAGUCGAAGGUAUUAAAGUUGCGAUACAAAUAUCAAGACAGCCGUCGAUGAAGAAAUUGGGUACAAAAUUGUACGACGUGCCGAUAGAAGACUGUUUGAAGUAUGGUCCGUUCGGGAGUGACGCGUACUUCGCUUGUCAGGCGCAGAUGUUUACGUUCACAAUAUACCAUCAAAGUGGUACAUGUAAAAUGGGGCUGGCCAGCGAUCCCACAGCUGUUGUUGAUUCAAGACUGAGAGUGCAUGGUAUUGCAAAAUUAAGGGUAAUUGAUGCCAGUAUCAUGCCAGACAUAGUUUCGAGUCAUACAAACGCUCCAGUUUACAUGAUAGCUGAAAAGGGUGCGGAUAUGAUAAAAGAAGAUUGGAAAAGGAUACGAUGAUGAAAAUUAGGUUAUGUAGAAUAAAAAGAAAAAUCUGUGAUUUAAGUUAUUGAUGGGUAACUGUAUAGUAUUGACGUUUCUAAUUUAAUAUAUGAUAAAAACAAUUAUUCAUUCAAGUGAAUAAAAUUUAUAAAUAAUUUAUUCUCAAAUAGCAUGGAAAAUGUAUUUGUAAUAUUACAAGCUGCAUUAUAAUGUAUUAGUUAAGCCAAUGGGAAUUUAGUGUAAGGCAGAAUUAGGGUUACUUGUACAUGACAAUUAAUAAUUUAAAUAGGUCCUCGGAGAAUGUAAUGGGGCAUAAUGUUUUUUUAUAGUUUUAGGAAUAUGUUAACCUUUACCAAAGUUUUGUAGAUUAAAAAUCUUGUAAACAUUAAAA
Messenger RNA from Papilio polytes (common Mormon), 2520 nucleotides. RefSeq names its product glucose dehydrogenase [FAD, quinone]-like. Lineage: Eukaryota; Metazoa; Arthropoda; Insecta; Lepidoptera; Papilionidae. Bases 279 to 2147 code for a protein of 622 amino acids. The record is from RefSeq and is a predicted model, not a curated record. The transcript has 2 exons. Gene Ontology annotation, molecular function: oxidoreductase activity, acting on CH-OH group of donors; flavin adenine dinucleotide binding.